Molecule: messenger RNA, 4082 nt
Organism: Apodemus sylvaticus (European woodmouse)
Lineage: Eukaryota; Metazoa; Chordata; Mammalia; Rodentia; Muridae
Gene: Dse
Product: dermatan sulfate epimerase
Exons: 8
Coding region: 477-3353 (958 amino acids)
Molecular function (GO): chondroitin-glucuronate 5-epimerase activity
Source: RefSeq, a predicted model, not a curated record
UUUCUUUUUAAAUCUGUGGUGAGGAUCCUCUCUUGCUUACAAAAUCUGUAACCUUUCCUAGCAGCAUGGUCGCCUGGAAGUGUCCUUGGGUCUCCAUAGUGUUUCAAGACUCAGAACACUUGAUAGCUAACUUGGGGAGAGCCCAGGGUUGAGUAAAACUGUCCAUUCUGAUGAACAGAGCCCUCCCUCCGCCGACGGUCUCCGCCCAGUCCGCCCGGCCGCCAGAGGCUGCAGCGGCGCAUCCCGGGCGCGGCGCCCUGAGCUCGGAUGGCUGGGCGCGCAAGCUGAGGGCCGGAUUCCAGGGGUCCGGAGCUCCGGGCGCCCCACGGGGACACAGAGAGAGGACGCCCGUGAGGACAGAGCGGCUGUGUUGUGGCAAGCCUGUGGGGAGAGCCGGAGCCUGAGAUGGUGGGGACUGUGUCAGAUCGUUCGAAGAUGAUUUGGCUGCCUUGGAGCCUUGGACAUCUGGUGCCACGAUGAGGACUUACACACGGGGGGCUCCCAGUGUGUUUUUCAUAUGUCUGCUCUGCUGCGUGUCCGCCUACCUCACUGACGAGAACCCAGAAGUCAUGAUUCCCUUCAUGAACGCCAACUAUGACAGCCACCCGAUGUUGUACUUCUCCAGGAAAGAUGUGGCGGAGCUCCAGCUGAGGGCUGCCAGCUCCCAUGAGCACAUCGCAGCUCGGAUCAGGGAGGCGGUGCACACCAUGCUGACGAACCCCUUGGAGUACCUCCCUCCUUGGGAUCACAAGGAGUACAGUGCCCGCUGGAACGAGAUCUACGGAAACAACCUGGGUGCCUUGGCAAUGUUCUGUGUGCUGUAUCCCGAGAACCUUGAAGCUCGAGACAUGGCCAAAGACUACAUGGAGAGGAUGGCAGCGCAGCCUAGUUGGUUAGUGAAAGAUGCGCCUUGGGAUGAAGUCCCACUUGCGCACUCCCUGGUGGGUUUCGCCACUGCGUAUGACUUCUUAUACAAUUACCUGAGCAAGACACAGCAGGAGACGUUCCUGGAGGUGAUCGCCAACGCCUCAGGCUAUAUGUAUGAAACUUCCUACAGGAGAGGAUGGGGCUUCCAGUACUUGCACAACCACCAGCCCACCAACUGCAUGGCCUUACUCACUGGAAGUCUCGUUCUGAUGAACCAAGGGUACCUUCAGGAGGCCUACUUGUGGACCAAGCAAGUUCUGAGCAUCAUGGAGAAGUCCCUGGUCUUGCUGCGAGAGGUGACGGACGGCUCCCUCUACGAAGGAGUCGCCUACGGCAGCUAUAGCACCCGGUCCCUGUUCCAGUACAUGUUUCUUGUGCAGAGGCACUUCGACAUCAACCACUUUGGCCACCCAUGGCUUAAACAACACUUCGCCUUCAUGUAUAGGACCAUCUUACCAGGGUUUCAAAGAACUGUAGCCAUUGCAGACUCGAAUUACAACUGGUUUUAUGGUCCAGAAAGUCAAUUAGUGUUCCUGGAUAAAUUUGUCAUGCGUAAUGGGAGUGGAAACUGGCUGGCUGACCAAAUCAGAAAGAACCGUGUGGUGGAGGGCCCAGGCACACCAUCCAAAGGGCAGCGCUGGUGUACUCUACACACAGAAUUUCUCUGGUAUGAUGCCAGCUUGAAACCAGUUCCACCUCCAGAUUUUGGUACCCCAUCACUGCAUUAUUUUGAAGACUGGGGUGUUGUGACUUACGGAAGUGCACUACCUGCAGAAAUCAACCGGUCAUUCCUUUCCUUCAAGUCAGGAAAACUUGGGGGCCGUGCAAUAUAUGACAUUGUCCAUAGAAACAAAUAUAAAGACUGGAUCAAAGGGUGGAGGAAUUUUAAUGCAGGACAUGAACAUCCUGACCAAAAUUCUUUCACUUUCGCUCCCAAUGGUGUGCCUUUCAUUACCGAGGCCCUCUACGGGCCGAAGUACACCUUCUUUAACAAUGUCCUAAUGUUUUCUCCAGCUGUGUCAAAGAGUUGCUUUUCCCCCUGGGAAGGUCAGGUCACAGAAGAUUGCUCAUCGAAAUGGUCAAAAUAUAAGCAUGACCUGGCGGCCAACUGUCAGGGGAGAGUAAUUGCAGCAGAGGCAAAGGAUGGGGUUGUUUUUAUCCGAGGAGAAGGCGUAGGUGCAUAUAACCCCAUGCUCAGCCUGAAGAACAUUCAACGGAAUCUCAUCCUCCUCCACCCACAGCUUCUCCUCCUUGUAGACCAGAUACACCUGGGAGAGGAGAGUCCCCUGGAGACAGCAGCAAGUUUCUUCCACAAUGUGGAUGUCCCUUUCGAGGAGACGGUAGUAGAUGGGGUCCACGGAGCGUUCAUCCGGCAGCGAGAUGGUCUCUAUAAAAUGUACUGGAUGGAUGAUACUGGUUAUAGUGAAAAAGCAACCUUUGCCUCAGUGACGUAUCCUCGGGGCUAUCCCUACAAUGGGACAAAUUAUGUGAAUGUCACCACGCAUCUUCGAAGUCCCAUCACCAGGGCCGCUUACCUCUUCAUAGGGCCAUCUGUGGAUGUGCAGAGCUUCAGUAUUCAUGGAGACCCUCAGCGGCUGGAUGUGUUCGUAGCUACCAGCGAACAUGCCUACGCAACUUACCUGUGGACGGGUGAGAACACGGGACAGUCUGCUUUUGCACAGGUCAUUGCAGAUCAUCAGAAAAUCCUGUUUGACCAGAGUUCAGCCAUCAAAAGCAUCACUGUCCCCGAAGUGAAAGAUUAUGCUGCUAUCGUGGAACAGAAUCUGCAGCAUUUUAAGCCCGUGUUCCAGCGGCUCGAGAAGCAGAUCCUAUCUCGAGUCCAGAACACGGCUAGCUUUAGGAAGACGGCGGAGCGCCUGCUGAGGUUUUCCGAUAAGAGGCAGACAGAGGAGGCCAUUGACAGGAUCUUUGCUAUAUCCCAGCAACAGCGGCAGCAGCGAGGCAAGUCAAAAAAAAGCCGAAGGGCAGGCAGGCGUUACAAGUUCGUGGACACCGUCCCUGAUAUUUUUGCACAGAUUGAAGUCAAUGAGAAGAAGAUUCGACAGAAAGCUCAGAUUCUAGCACAGAGAGAACAGCCCAUAGAUGAAGAUGAGGAAAUGAAAGACCUUUUGGAUUUUGCUGAUGUCACAUACGAGAAACAUAAAAAUGAGGGUUCCCUGAAAGGUGGCUUUGGACAGGUGCGGAUGGUGACAAGUCACAACAAAGGACCUUCACUGUCGGCCUCGUACACCAGACUCUUCUUGAUUCUGAACAUUGCCAUCUUCUUUGUCAUGUUGGCGAUGCAACUGACUUACUUCCAGAGGGCUCAGAGCCUCCAUGGCCAGAGGUGUCUUUAUGCAGUCCUCCUAAUAGAUAGCUGUGUCUUAUUGUGGCUGUAUUCCUCCUGUUCUCAAUCUCAGUGCUAAUGCCAAGGCCAUGAGCAUCUCAUGAUGACUAGAGUUCAUGAAAUAUAUAUAUAUAUUUCCCUAAUUUGUUAUAAUUUCUCCCCCAGAUUUAGGCCAAUUUAAGGGAAGAUGUUUGCACACACAAAAAGCAGGGGUGUGGAAAACUCAGAACUAGACACACAAAGUUUGGGUUUUUUGUUUUUGUUUUUUUUUUUUUUUUGGGUUUUUUUUUUUGAUGCCAUCUUUCUGUUAAUAUAAAGAAAAAAUGAAUUGGACUUUAUUAUCAUUAAUUUAAUUCUGUUAGAAGCUUUCCAGAUUCUGUAUUCUGGAACAUAUGGAGAUAUAAAAUUCCAAGCAAUACAGGCUGUUAAAAUAUAAAUAAUGGGAACUGUUAUUAUGAGACCUGGAAACUUCAAAUAACAUGAUAAAAUGAUAGCAGAAGAUCAUAAAGGAACUGAAAUUUUGUUUUAAAUGGAAAGCACGUAUGAAUGAACAUUGCUUUGAUGGUGUUGGCCAAGGCAGGAAUGUGAUUUGUGGUUUUUUGAUAAAUAAUACGAUAGCAGGUAAUUUCAUAUUCUCUUUAUGUAAAAUGUUUAUAGACCCAGUGGCUAAAGUUUUCAAAAUAAACUAUUUUAUACCUUGAAAUGCAAUACCAAAGAACAUAGGACUAAAUUUUGAUGUGAUUCUGAUGUUUUUAACUAGAAAGUUUCUUCAAGUUUAUUUUGCUAAAUAAACCAAUCAUAAUUAUGA